This is a messenger RNA of Vairimorpha ceranae, 339 nucleotides long. Its product is annotated as homeodomain-containing transcription factor. NCBI's taxonomy places the organism in Eukaryota, Fungi, Microsporidia, Nosematidae. Bases 1 to 339 code for a protein of 112 amino acids. Gene Ontology annotation, molecular function: DNA binding. The record is from RefSeq and is a predicted model, not a curated record. The transcript has a single exon.
AUGAGUGUUGUAUUAAGCGUAGAAUUAUUUAGUGAUGCAUUAUUUGGUUUGAUAAAACUGAAAAAAGAAGGAAAAACGUUACCAAAUAGAAAUAAAAAGACUAAUGUACAAAAUUAUGUACUAAGAGGUGUGUUUAAUAAAAUAAAAUAUCCAUCAACAGAUACAAAAAAAGAUAUUGGGACACUGUUAAAUUUAAGUCUUAAAUCGAUUAAUGUUUGGUUUCAGAAUGAAAGACAAACAAUAAGAUGUAACAAAAAUAAUAGAUCUAGAAGUAUUGAAGUUGAUUCUAAGUUAAUAUUAGAAUUGUAUUUUAAAGCCUUGGAGCUUUAUAAUAUUUGA